Molecule: messenger RNA, 237 nt
Organism: Guyanagaster necrorhizus
Lineage: Eukaryota; Fungi; Basidiomycota; Agaricomycetes; Agaricales; Physalacriaceae
Exons: 1
Source: RefSeq, a predicted model, not a curated record
CAACAUUUAGGUGGAUACCUGAACUGGGUUCUGAAUGUUCUACCAUGGGGCCAUCUUGCUCUUUCUUCUUUGUAUAGAAAGAUGGCUAGAAAGACUCACUCUUUUACAAAGAUUUUCAUCAAUGCUGCAGUUAGAGAGGAUCUCUUCUGGUUUUCAUCUAUUCUGCCAGAUUCUAUAGGUGUUCAUUUUGUUGACUCAGCUCUCUGGGCUGACUCAGAAGCUGACAUGAUUUUUUGA